Molecule: messenger RNA, 630 nt
Organism: Angiostrongylus costaricensis
Lineage: Eukaryota; Metazoa; Nematoda; Chromadorea; Rhabditida; Metastrongylidae
Source: the annotation of a GenBank genome assembly
AUGAAGCGGAUAUUCAACGUAAUCGGCAAACGGACAAAGGAUGCGAAAUUCCAGCAGAAAGCGAUCAGAAAGAUGGAGGACAUUGAGAAAGGUGAAAAAAUUUUGGCACCAAAACUUCCCACCGAAGAGAAACGCUUCCUGUCUGCGCUGAAGGAUGAUAAAGUGAAGGAGCUCGUCAACAAAAAGGAAACGGCUUUGAUUGAGAACAUGAACAAAAUCAAGAUUUCUUCUACGGAGCCAGUGGAGCGAUGGACGCCUACGCGAGAUCUACCCACACGCGAAUCUGAAUGGAUGCAUCGAAACGAUCCUGUUUGGGAGUACGGAUUUUACGAACCGGAAGAGCAUCGAAUUCCGAGAAACAAGCUGAUGUUUCGCGAAGCUCUUGAGAGUGGCCUACCGAUGCAUCGGUUCAGGGCUGCUAUUCUCCCAGACAAGUCUGCUACAAAUGUGGAAGAUGCGCGUGCUGUUUACGAAAAGCACAAAGCUGUGGUACGGGUUGAUAAAGAGAAGCUUGACGAUAUGUGGGAAUACUUCCGACCAUUUGUGAGAAAAGACUAUCAGAAGGUGAGUUCCACGUUUGAUUUCGGGGCAUUUUACUAUUCAAGUAGUGCAAAUUCUUUAUUAUCAUAA